AUGUGGUUCUUCGAUCCCUUUAAAGCUCUCGACGCUGAGGCCCUCCGCCAGCAGGUGUACGUACCAUUGGAGGAAGCAGAACGAUGUCAACGCGCUGUCGCUCCCGCGGACCAUCGUCGCAACUCCGCUUCUCGCUCUCAAUCGGUCGACUUGGAGCGCGAAGCAUACCCCGAUGUGGGCAACUCGAUAAUAAUGGGCACUCUGCGCAAAAACACGCCCAGUCACGGCUCUAUCUCCAGCUUCGACACCUCAGACAUGGCCGAUAUCGAGUUGAACCCUCUGACUCCUGCUCGCGCACACUUGAAAGAGGAGGUAGAUGCAGAAGCUGCUGCCAGCGGACUAAGCAGCGUGCAUGACCGGAAAUGCAUCCUCAUCAACAAGGCACUACAAGACAUCGGGAUGGGCAGAUACCAAUGGUUGCUCUUCUGUGGUUCCGGCUUCGGCUGCGAGCCCACCGUGCGUUUCGCUACUCUCGCGCUCAAUGUCGGUCUGAUAAAAGGUGCCUUCGGUUGGGGAUUUCUAUCGGAUGUGAUCGGACGCAGAAUUCCUUUCAGCACUUCGUGUCUUCUCAUUGCCGGUCUCUGCGCUAUGGGACUUGGAGCGACAACGACCUUUCUUCAAGCGUGUGUACUGAUCGCGCUACUGGGAUCUGGUAUCGGUGGGAGCCUGCCUGUCGACGGGGCGCUGCUUCUCGAGUUCCUGCCCCAGUCGAGUGGCAACAAACUUACGCUGCUGUCUGCGUGGUGGCCUGCAGGCCAGCUCACAGCAGCGCUUCUCGCGUGGGCCUUUCAGAAUCAUGGUUGGCGCUAUUUGAGCUUUACGUUGGGUGGAAUCACUCUUCUCUGCCAAAUUUGUCGCUUUCUGCUCUUCAGGCUCUCCGAGUCACCCAAGUUUCUUCUCUCGAAAGGGAGACAAGACGAAGCUGUCGCUAUCAUCUACGCCGUCGCACGCCUCAAUGGUAAAAAGACCUGGUUGACCUCGGAGUUGCUAGAAGAAAUCGGAGGCACUGUCGACGCAGAGGUCGCCGCGGUGGAAAAGGAGCAAUGUGCUAUCAUGAAGCUCAUUAAUGACACAUUCGGGAGGUUCCCGACACAGAAUAUUAAAUCGCUCUUCAGCAACAGGAGACUGGCUAUGAACACCUUACUGCUGUGGAUCAUCUGGACAGCCAUCGGUCUGGGCUACCCGCUCUUCAACGCGUUCCUGCCUCAGUAUCUCGCCAGCUCGGGUCAAGAUCGAUCACCCAAACCUGGAUCUAUCCUCUACCGCGACUACGCCAUCGCCUCCGUCGUCGGCUGGCUUGGCAGCCCCGUGGCUUGCUGGGCUGUCGACACGCGCCUUGGCCGCAGAAAACCGAUGGCUAUAGCCACCUUCUUCACUGGCGUUUUUCUUUUCCUCUUCACUGUCUCCACCGCAGCCCCAUGGCAGCUCGCAUGUUCCUGCGUUGUCAGCUUCUUCCAGACCAUCAUGUACGGCGUUUUGUACUCGUACACGCCUGAGACAUUCCCUACGACUAGCAGAGGUACUGGAUCGGGAAUCGCCAGCUGCCUGAAUCGUGUUGCUGGACUCUGUGCGCCGCUGAUUGGCAUAUAUGCGGCUGCCACUGAUCCGAGGAUACCAAUAUAUGUCGGUGGAGCGCUCAUAUCGUUAGCAUUUAUGGCAAUGCUGUUUCUGCGGAUCGAGACGCGUGGACGGACGAUUCUGUGA
Molecule: messenger RNA, 1704 nt
Organism: Cyphellophora attinorum
Lineage: Eukaryota; Fungi; Ascomycota; Eurotiomycetes; Chaetothyriales; Cyphellophoraceae
Product: putative MFS-type transporter
Exons: 2
Coding region: 1-1704 (567 amino acids)
Biological process (GO): transmembrane transport
Cellular component (GO): membrane
Molecular function (GO): transmembrane transporter activity
Source: RefSeq, a predicted model, not a curated record